AUGCAACGAGAAUCAAAUAGUACACCAUGGGGAUUUCGAAUGCAAGGUGGAAAAGAUUUUGGUUGUCCAUUACAAAUUCAAAAAGUAAAUCCAAAUAGUUUAGCUGAACGUUGUGGUAUGCAAGCUAAUGAUUAUAUUAUUAAAAUUGGACAAAUAUCAACUGAACAUCUUAAACAUCCAGAUGCUCAAGAAUUAAUACAACAACAAAAUAAUAUGCUUGAAUUAACAUUACAACGAGGCGCACCACCUGAUGCUAAUGAUUAUAACAGUCGUGUGAAUUUUCCACCUCAUCAGUUGAUGCAAUCUACACAAAAUAAUUUUGCACCUCAAUCUGACUAUGAAACUCCACCACCACAAUCUCCUGUUCCGCAGGUUGCUAUGCCAGUAUCAAACAAUCGAGCUAUAUUAAGUCAAGCACAUAAUACACCAAUUGGACUCUAUUCAGCUGACAAUGUAACUGAAACAAUAACACGUACUCUUAAAAGUUCCCCUUCUCCUUCACGUCAUAUUAACAAUACCAAUAACCGUGAUGAUCAAAAACCACCUGUCAUACUCACAAAUAGUGAUAUCGAAGAUCUUCAACAAAAAUAUUUAACUAUGGAUUUGCAAACGAAUAAUAAAAGUGAAGUACGACAAGGACCUGCAUUUCGAGCACUUGUUCGAGGACUUGAUGUAGCAAAUGACACUACUGAUCGUUCAACAGUGAAAUCAAACUCAACUAAUAAACAGGUUACUACAUCAACAAUCAAAGGUUUUCGAUAUACACCUAAUCCUAUGAAUAUUGCACCUGAAUAUCAAAUUGAAGAACCAAAAAAUUAUAAUGAAUUUAAAGCAGCAGCAUCUCGAUCUAUGCCAAUGCCGGCACCUGCAUCAGCACCUUAUGAUUAUUCGCAACAUCAACCACGGGCAGCUCCAUAUAUAGCAUCAGCACCUCCACCACCACCACCUCCACCUGCACAAUCAAAACCUAAUGCUCCUAAUAAACCAUCAUUUAACGUUAAUAUACAAGCAACACCUCGUUCAGGAAAUCGUGUAUUUAUGAAAGGUAGUAAAGGUAGUGCAUCGUUAAAUCGAAAUGAAAAUACCAAUCAAACACCUAAAUGUUAUUCAUGUGGUAUAGCCAUAAGAGGUCCAUAUAUCUCAGCUAUUGGUCGUUGUUAUUGCGUAGAUCACUUUACAUGUUCAAACUGUUCAGUUAAUUUGAUCGAAUGUGGUUUUGUUGAAGAGAAUGGAAAAUUAUAUUGUGAACGUGAUUUUGAACAAUAUCUUGCACCACGUUGUGUUAAAUGUUCACAAUCAAUAUUAAAAGAAUGUGUUCAUGCACUUGAAAAAACUUGGCAUCCUGAAUGUUUUACAUGUACAGCAUGCAAAAAAUCAAUUGGUACUGGAUCAUUUCAUGUUGAAGAAGGUCAACCGUAUUGUCUUGAAGAUUAUCGUCGAAUGUUUCAAGCUAAAUGUACUAGUUGCGAUUUUCCUAUCGAACCUGGUGACAAAUAUCUUGAAGCUAUGGGUGGCACAUAUCAUGUUGAAUGUUUCAAUUGUUCGAUGUGUCAAGUGAGUUUAAAUGGUCAACCAUUUCUUGUCAAAAACAAUCGGCCUUAUUGUCGUUUACAUGGUCGUUAA
Rotaria sp. Silwood2 is the source of this 1623-nucleotide messenger RNA. Lineage: Eukaryota; Metazoa; Rotifera; Eurotatoria; Philodinida; Philodinidae. The record is from the annotation of a GenBank genome assembly.